Messenger RNA from Lonchura striata (white-rumped munia), 702 nucleotides. It is a transcript of the gene TSPAN8, whose product is annotated as tetraspanin 8. Lineage: Eukaryota; Metazoa; Chordata; Aves; Passeriformes; Estrildidae. Gene Ontology annotation, cellular component: plasma membrane. The record is from RefSeq and is a predicted model, not a curated record.
AUGGCGGGUGUAAGCAGAUGCAUGAAGUACUCCAUGUUCAUCUUCAACUUUUUAUUUUGGGUGUGUGGUUGCAUUAUUUUAGGAAUCUCUAUAUGGAUACGUGUUAGCGGUGCUCAGCAGGGGGUAGACAGCAGCAUUCUUGCAGGAGUUAAUCUACUAAUUGCCGUGGGUGCCAUCAUCAUGAUCCUUGGGUUCCUCGGGUGUUGCGGCGCUGUAAAGGAGAGCCGGUGCAUGCUGAUGUUGUUUUUCAUUGCACUGCUUCUGAUACUGAUUCUUCAGGUCACAGGAGGUGUUUUAGGAGCAGUGUACAAACCUCAGGUUGAAAAAAUUUUUAACUAUACCCUAAAUGAAAGUGUGCAUGCACUGCAAAGUACUACAGGAGAAUAUAAAGAAUAUCAGGAAGAGUUCCAGAAGCUGGAGAAAAAGUACCAAUGUUGUGGAUUGCAGAAUGGACCUGAAGACUGGGGAGAAAAUUUUGACAAACAAAAAGACAUCUGUCAGUGUGAACUAGAGAAGCCAUCAGAAGUCUGCAUGAACUAUAAAAACAGAUACAUUUAUAGAAAAUCUUGUGGAGAACUGAUUAUGCAACAAAUUAAAAACCAUCUGGUCAUAAUUAUGGGGAUCGCCUUUGGACUGGCUGUUGUUGAGAUUCUUGGUUUGGUGUUUUCUAUGACCCUCUACUGCCAGAUUGGGAGAAAAUGA